This is a messenger RNA of Hirundo rustica (Barn swallow), 1533 nucleotides long. Its product is annotated as amiloride-sensitive sodium channel subunit alpha-like. Bases 177 to 446 code for a protein of 89 amino acids. NCBI's taxonomy places the organism in Eukaryota, Metazoa, Chordata, Aves, Passeriformes, Hirundinidae. The record is from RefSeq and is a predicted model, not a curated record. The transcript is spliced from 4 exons.
AGUGGCCCUCGGCAAAAUCCCAGGACUGGGUGCGCCAGGCUCUGCGGCACCAGAACGGAUACAACUCCACCAGCAGCAGGAGGGACAUUGCCAAGGUCUCCAUCUUCUACCAGCAGCUGAACUACCAGGCCGUGCACGAGGCUCCGCUGCUCUCCGAGAACCUGCUGCUGUCCAGCAUGGGCAGCCAGUGGAGCCUGUGGUUCGGCUCCUCGGUGCUGUCGGUGGUGGAGAUGCUGGAGCUGCUCGUGGACACCUUGGCCCUGUCCCUCCUGUUCCUGGUGCAGCGCCUGCGGGGCGGGAGCGGCUCCGGGCGCGUCCCGGGGAUCGGCCCGGCCCCGCGCGAUUCCCGGCAGCUCCAGAGGUGCCCGGAGGUGCUGCUGGAGGGGUUUGGGAGCGGCCAGGAGCAGGAUUUGGGAGAGGAGAGGAGAGCUGAGGGCGCGCUGUGAGCGUGGAGAGGCUUGGGAUGGUCCUGAUGCCUCUGGAAAAGUCACAGGGAUGUCCUGGAUCUACAGCUGGGAGCUCUGGCUGUGCUGGGAAUUCUCCUGAUCCUGCUGGAAAAGUCACAGGGAUGUCCUGGAUCCACGGCUGGGAGCUCUGGCUGUGCUUGGAAUUCUGAUCCUGCUGGAAAAGUCACAGGGACAAUCCUGGAUCCACGGCUGAGAGCUCUGGCUGUGCUUGGAAUUCCCUUAAUGCUGCUGGAAAUGUGAUUGGGAUGUCCGGGAUCCUCUCCUGGGAGCCCCCUGAGCAUGGAUAUGCUUGGAAUUCUCCUGAUCCUGCUGCAGAAGUCACAGCUGGAAUUCCCAAACUCCUGAUCCCAGCUGGAAUUCCUAAAAACCUCCUGACUUAGGGGCUCUGAUCCCAGCUGGAAUUCCCAAACCCCUCCUGAUCCCAGCUGGAAUUCCCAAACUCCUCCUGAUCCCAGCUGGAAUUCCCAAACCCCUCCUGAUCCCAGCUGGAAUUCCCCAGCUCCUGCCCUCCCUUUUUCCCCCUGCUGCCUUGGCGGGCUCUGGACACCGCUGCUGAGAUGUUUUUGGAUUUCCCCAGGAGAUUCCCCCCCGGCUCUGGCUCUUCCAGAGAGGAAACAAAGAGGGGAAAAAAAAAAAACCCAAAAAAACGGGAUUGGGAAUUUUAUUUAAGUCCCAGGAAAAGCGUGGGAUUCCUGGAAGGCCGCGGUUUUGUGGCAGAACUCCCCCGAGGAGCAGAGAUAACGUGAACUUUUCAUUUCUCUGCGCACAAAGCGAAAAGCGUGGGAUUCCCGGAAGGCCGCGGUUUUGUGGCAGAACUCCCCCGAGGAGCAGAGAUAACGUGAACUUUUCAUUUCUCUGCGCACAAAGCGAAAAGCGUGGGAUUCCCGGAAGGCCGCGGUUUUGUGGCAGAACUCCCCCGAGGAGCAGAGAUAACGUGAACUUUUCAUUUCUCUGCGCACAAAGCGGAAGAAGCAGCUUCACUUCCCACGGGGAACAGGAAACUCACGGGAUCCGGGGAUUUGUAGGGAUUUUUUUAUGAAUAAUAAAACGCUCCGCACACAGACUU